Messenger RNA from Beta vulgaris subsp. vulgaris (sugar beet), 1286 nucleotides. Its product is annotated as nudix hydrolase 16, mitochondrial. Gene Ontology annotation, molecular function: pyrophosphatase activity. The record is from RefSeq and is a predicted model, not a curated record. The transcript has 4 exons. NCBI's taxonomy places the organism in Eukaryota, Viridiplantae, Streptophyta, Magnoliopsida, Caryophyllales, Amaranthaceae. The coding region runs from base 488 to 1033 and encodes 181 amino acids. Gene Ontology annotation, cellular component: cytoplasm; nucleus.
AUUGUGGACCCACAUGCACAAAUCUGACCCCAACCAACGUGAGUUUGACUCACCAUCUCCCUGUACUCUCCUGGUCAGCGCCAGUUACCUUCCCUCCGAUCCGUUGUCACCGCCUUCUUCUCCUCUCUCUCUCCUGUCACUCGUUACCUUUUUUUUUUUGUUUUCUUUGUUUUGCAUCUUCUUUAGAACCUUCAUUUUGACCCACGUAAGGAAAAAAAAAAUACAAGGUUACACUUUUAAUCUUAAAAUUUCCAAACCAAUGUUUAAUAAUACACCAUAUUACCCAAGACCCACGAAAAAACAACAACAUUCAACCCCCUUACACAGAAAAUUCUAGGAAUUUGUUGCUCAAAACCAUGGAAAAUAAUUUGCAAAAUACUAUGAUGUUUCUUUGAUGGCGUCAUAAUUGUACAACUACGGUUCUGGCUUGUGACAUUAAAACCCAAUUUACAAUUUUUGAUUUUGUACCAAAGUUUUUAUUUUUAGCAUGUCUGAUUUGGUAGCACGCACGGGUCGUCUUCAUCAAAGAUAUAAUGAUGGCUGUCGCCUUGUUGCUGGGUGUAUACCAUUUAGAUAUAGAAAUGGCGAGGACAGUAGUAAUGAUGACCCAGAGAGCAACAUUGAGGUACUUAUGAUCAACUCGCAAAGUGGUCCAGGUCUUCUCUUUCCUAAGGGAGGGUGGGAAAACGAUGAGACAGUUGAGGAGGCAGCUGCAAGAGAAGCUGUUGAAGAAGCUGGGGUAAGAGGAGACCUAAUGGACCUUCUUGGAUACUAUAAAUUUAAAAGCAAAACUCAUCAAGAUGAAUUUUGCCCAGAAGGGUUGUGUAAAGCAGCUAUGUUUGCUUUGCUAGUCAAGGAAGAACUCGAGUCAUGGCCUGAGCAAAGUACGCGGAAUAGGAUUUGGCUUAGUGUUCCUGAAGCAGCCCAAAGUUGCCGCCAUGCAUGGAUGAGAGUUGCUCUUGUUGAUGGCUUUCUCAAAUGGCAUGGAGACAAGUUUGUAGAAAGAGAUGAAAAGAGAGAUGGUUCAGACUAGCGAACAAGUCUUCGGAAUAGGUGGGGAAUAAUUCCUAGUGUAUGAAUACAAGGCAACAUCAUUUGUUUCAUGCUGUUGGUAAUUUGUCGCCGUUGAUUGAUGGCCAUUACCAAUGCUCAAAAAUUGCAUAGCAAUGAUUGUAGUUUGAGUUCAAUUUCUUUAUAUCUGAAUCUCCCAUCUUUCAGCCAAGGAUGAUACUGUAUGUUUAUGGUUAAAUUUUGAUAAGCCAAAGUAAAAGCGAAGCUUAUAUAGA